Molecule: messenger RNA, 3136 nt
Organism: Scleropages formosus (Asian bonytongue)
Lineage: Eukaryota; Metazoa; Chordata; Actinopteri; Osteoglossiformes; Osteoglossidae
Gene: tomm70
Product: translocase of outer mitochondrial membrane 70 homolog A (S. cerevisiae)
Exons: 12
Coding region: 113-1861 (582 amino acids)
Biological process (GO): protein insertion into mitochondrial inner membrane; protein import into mitochondrial matrix
Cellular component (GO): mitochondrial outer membrane
Molecular function (GO): transmembrane protein transporter activity; protein binding
Source: RefSeq, a predicted model, not a curated record
GUUGCCCGCCAGUAUCCCAUUAUCCUGCAGUUUCUCUUUGACCUCGCCGAUCCUCUGGCGGUGGUGUCGGAGCGCAGGACUCCCCCAUUGCUAGUAGCUCGGUGUGCGUACGAUGGCGGCCUCGAAGCCUGUGGAGCCGCAGACCGGCGGUGGGCUUCCCCGUUGGCAGUUGGCGCUCUUAGUGGGCACACCCAUCGUGCUGGGGGUCGGAGCCGUGUAUCUGUGGAACCGCAGCCGGGCGAAGGAGAAGAAGCGCAACGAGGAGAGAAAAACUCCGGAGGGCGGCUCAAGCCCCGUGCGCGGCCAGAACCAGGACGGCGCGGCGAGUCGGGGUGGCGGAGGAGGCCAGGAGGAACUGAGUCCUCUGGAUCGGGCCCAGGCAGCAAAGAACAGGGGCAACAAGUACUUCAAGGCUGGCAAAUACGAGCAAGCCAUCCAAUGCUAUACUGAGGCUAUUAGCCUGUGCCCCAAAGAGCAGAAGGGAGACCUGUCCACCUUUUUCCAGAACAGAGCUGCAGCUUACGAGCAGCAGAUGAAGUGGUCAGAGGUGGUACAUGACUGCUCUCGUGCAGUGGAGCUGAACCCACGGUAUGUCAAAGCCCUGUUUCGGCGGGCCAAGGCCCAGGAGAGGCUGGACAACAAAAAAGAAUGCUUAGAAGAUGUGACUGCUGUGUGCAUUUUGGAGUCAUUCCAGAACCAGCAGAGUAUGCUUUUGGCUGACAAGGUCCUGAAGCUCUUGGGAAAAGAGAAGGCAAAAGAAAAAUACAAGAAUCGUGAACCACUGAUGCCUUCUCCACAGUUCAUAAAAUCCUACUUCAGCUCCUUCACGGAAGAUAUUAUUUCCCAACCUCUACAGAAGGGUGAGAAGAAGGACGAGGACAAAGACAAAGAGGGGGAAACGGCUGAAGUCACAGAAAGUUCUGGCUACCUGAAGGCCAAGCAGUACAUGGAGGAAGAGAACUAUGACAAGAUCAUAAGCGAGUGCACAAAGGAGGUGGAGUUGCGAGGGAAGUACCUGGCCGAGGCACUCCUGUUGCGCGCAACCUUCUACCUGCUGAUCGGCAAUGCUGCCGCUGCCCAACCUGACCUGGACCAGGUCAUCAAUAUGGAAAAUGCCAAUGUUAAGCUGCGGGCCAAUGCCCUCAUCAAGCGGGGUAGCAUGUAUAUGCAGCAACAGCAGCCCAACCUGUCCACGCAGGAUUUCAACCUGGCUGCCGAGAUAGACCCCAACAAUGCUGAUGUCUACCAUCAUCGGGGACAACUGAAGAUCCUUUUGGACCAGGUGGAAGAGGCUGUAAGUGACUUUGACAAGUGCAUCAGCCUGAGACCUGACUCUGCCCUGGCCCAAGCCCAGAAAUGCUUCGCCCUGUACAGACAGGCCUACACAGGGAGCAAUUCCAGCCAGGUGCAGACAGCCAUGGAUGGUUUUGAGGAUGUAAUCCGGCGGUUCCCAAAAUGUGCCGAAGGCUAUGCCUUGUAUGCACAGGCUUUAACAGACCAGCAGCAGUUUGGGAAAGCUGAUGAGAUGUAUGACAAAUGCAUUGAACUGGAGCCAGACAAUGCCACCACAUAUGUUCACAAAGGACUCCUGCAGCUUCAGUGGAAACAGGACUUGGAUCUGGGCCUAGAGCUCAUCAGCAAGGCCAUUGAGAUUGACAACAAGUGUGACUUUGCUUAUGAAACCAUGGGAACCAUUGAGGUGCAGAGGGGCAACCUGGACAAGGCUAUUGACAUGUUCAACAAGGCCAUCAACCUGGCAAAGUCUGAAAUGGAGAUGGCCCACCUCUAUUCACUGUGUGAUGCAGCCUAUGCCCAAACUGAGGUGGCCAAGAAGUAUGGCCUGAAGCCCCCAACACUGUAACUAUUCCUUUCUGCCCCUCUUUCUACCCCUGUCCCCCUGCCUGAGUCAGGCCCCGCUGCCAAGGUGGCCUCUUUGGUUAAUUGCUAAUGUUUUAUUUUGUAAAAGAUGUUGAAUGAUUAAAUAAAACAAGGAGGAGUUCCAUGGUCACGUAAUUACGUUGACAUUGGGUUUUGAGAAUUAGAUGUGCAGAGAAUUGUCUAAGCCCAUAGUUCACAUUCAUGAUCUGUAGAAGACAGCCGACGUGACGUGACGUUCUUCAUCCAUUGCCAAGUGUGUUACUUCUGAUUCUGGCGCGCGCACACACACACACACACACAGCUCCCUAGAACUGAUUUAUGUCUGAACCUCAUCAGUCUUCCAACUUUGUCACCUGACUGUGUAGCACUCUAGCUGGUUAUUUCAUCUGAUUUGUUGAAAGCUCCUAUCCAAUCAGGGGUCUUUCUAAAUGGGCAGCUACUGGAACCAUCUAUGAGGAUUUAAAGAGCUAGGUCUACUACCUUAUACUGCCUUUUCUCAAGAUAUGACUGAGUCAAUGCUUGUUCAGUGCUCGUCCUUAUAACGCUAUGGAAGUGAGAACAAGUAUUUUCAUAGGGUAUCUUUAAUUGAUAGUAAUAUAAAAUCAACAUUAGUCACACAAGUGAUUCGUCAUUUAAACAAGCAAGUAAAUGGAAAUACUGCAUAAAGAAUCUUUAAAUGUUGGAACUGAACAGGGUGAAGGUGAAAUGUUGCAUCCGUAUGAUAGCCUGUUGGUGUCUUUAAGGUACAUCAGGCUGUGUGUUAAAGCAGUGCUUAGAUAGUCAUAGAUCUGAGCUAAUGUUGUCUAGUAUCUGACCGGAGAACCUUUCUAGUGGUCUAUGUUCUGUUUUACUAUACUAAAUGUUAAAGUGCUUGCAGCUGUGCUGUCCAACAACCCACAUAUUUCUACAGCAAUGGGUUGUUUCAGUAUGGGUGAUGAUUUCCCCCCCCCCCGCUAAAGAGGUAUAAUUGUUUCAGUGCUUUGCUGUAUUGAUUCCUGAAAUUGGGGAACAGAAAUGUAGGUUACAGUGGGAAAUUUUUGGUCAGCUUUAUGGAUAUGGAUCUUAAAUGUUUUUAUUUAUGUUUUUCCUUUUAUAUUCUGUACAGCAUAUGUUGGAUUUCUCUAUGAAUAAAUGUUAAUGAUUCUACUUCUGUAAAGUUACUGCUGUCCAGCAAUUCUGUUAGGACAGAAAUGAAACUUACUAUGAAACUAUUUAUAUCUUUUGCUUUUAAUAUUGUCUUCAUGUGAGAGGGGAAAAG